AUGGGUGGCGGAGCCUCGGAACAGGUUCGCUGGAGUGAGGGUGGGAAGGACACGUCAGAAUUAGGCGGCAACGUAAAAAGGGAUAGCAAAUAUACUGAUAGUAAAUUUGAGUUUGCCAGAAGGAGUGACAGUGGCUAUCAAAGGAGCAGCAGCCGGACCAAUGGUAACAACAGUGAGCAUGACAAAAGCCGCAGGAAUGAAUCAGCCGAGUCCGCUCUACACGACUAUAACGAGUACAAUCAUAACGAGUACAAGAACAUCCCGGGGUGGGAGUGGGAGGAGGGCGAGCAGGAGGAGGAGGCAGCAGAGGCCGAGUUUGAGGCAGUGGCCCGCCUGUGGGAGGAGAUGGAAGCUUCUGGGAAGGUGCACCCGCUGAGUGCCCCUGUGGGGGGAUUGCGAUGGAAGCAGGAGGCUCAGGAACGGUUCCCGGAUCUAGCCCGCACUGCCGGCGUGUUCCCUUACAUGGGGGAUGUGAUCGAGAGGGAGGAGCUAGACACGCCCUACUCCUGCCGCUUGGCCCGCACUGCCGGUGUGUUUCCCUACAUGGGGGAUGUGAUCGAGAGGGAGGAGCUAGACACGCCGUAUGACUACGCCCCUCCUCCAGAGAUUGACAGUGAAGCCUCUGCAAUGAUCGACAAGCUUCAAGACCUGCUGACAGCCCUCCGCCUCUUCCUCCCCCACGCGCUCUCCCCCACACUCGCCGCACCUCCGUUGAAUCUGGAAGCUUUCAAGAAGGAGGGGGAAGGAGGGGUUGGCCAGGGGGGCUGGGAGAAGCAAGGGAAGGGACAGGAGGAAGAGGAAGAGGAGAAUGAGAAGAUUCACAAGGACAAACAGCAGCGUCGUCAUCAGCGGCAGUGGCAGGGGCAGGAACAGCAGGGGCAGCAGCAAGUGGGGGGAGGAGGGGAUGGCCAGGGGGACUGGGAGAAGCAAGGGAAGGGACAGGAGGAAGAGGAAGAGAAGAAUAGGCGAGGCUGUGCCCAUUCCUUCAUCCAUUGUGUUUCCUCCCUCGUUCAAUCCGCAUCCUUGGCCUCACCUUAUCUCUACUCCCUUUCAUCCAUGGUGUUCAGAGGCCUCACCUUAUCUCUACUCCCUUUCAUCCAUGGUGUUCAGAGGCCUCACCUUAUCUCUACUCCCUUUCAUCCAUGGUGUUCAGAGGCCUCACCUUAUCUCUUCUCCCUUUCAUCCAUGGUGUUCAGAGCCUCACCUUAUCUCUACUCCCUUUCAUCCAUGGUGUUCAGAGGCCUCACCUUAUCUCUACUCCCUUUCAUCCAUGACCGUCGCUGGAUCACUGCCCUCUGGACAAUCCUCUUAGCUAAGAGCGGGCGGCAAGCAGUGGCAGGCAUGGGGCUGUCCGACUGGUGGAAGAGGAAUCUUCCUGAGCACGAGGCGGAGAUCAGGAGGAACCUUCCUGAAGAGGAGGGGCAGGAUGAAAGGGGUGGCACGGGCCGAACCGCAGCUCCGGCAGGGCAGCCUGGCUCGGCAGCGAGCGCACCCGCAGGCUCGCCACUAGCCUCGGCAGCGAGCGCCGACCGAGCCUCGGGUCCAGGCUCGGAUCAGGCUGGGAGCGAGCGCAGGGGCUGGAAUCUGCUGUUCGGCGGGGGAGGGGAAGAGAGAGGGGGGCAGGGCGCGGGGGGAAGGGGAGGGGGCGCAGCGGCGGAUGCGGAGAGCAAGGGGGAGAGCGGCGGCGGAUGGUUAUCGCGGUUCCAGACCUUUCUGGGGCUGGGGAAGGGCGGCGCGGGGAAGGCAGGGGAACCGAAGCGCUUGACACACGCGGAGGGUCUUACUGAAUUCGCCAACCAGCUGAAGCGGGCGCGGCAGUUCGGGCAGCUGACAACUUUCGGGAAAAGUCUGCCCAAGGGCGGGCAGAGCGUGGUGACAAAUUCUCUGAGGAAGCAGGAAGUCAUCACUCUGGCCCUUGCCUCCUAUGCUGCUGAAGCCAAACUGGCCGACGAGCGGCUAUCCAUCCCCUUCAGUGUGCGGCAGCGCGUUGCCAGCGAGACCGGCAGCACCAUGGGGGAGAUUGACAUGCUCUUAGCUAAGUACGAGUGGUUUGCCGAAGCGGCCAACAGAAUGCAGGCGCUGCAAGACCAGGGCAAACCGCUCCCUCGGUCCUUUGCAGAGAUCGAGCAAAUGAUGGGCGGGCCUUGGUCCCCACCCAAAACGGGAGCACGUUCGGGUGCUAGUGCUGGUUUGGCUGGCGGUGCAGGCUCGGCAGCAGCAGCUCCAGCUCGCAACAACCCAUGCCCAUGUGGGUCUGGGAAGAAAUAUAAGAGGUGUUGUGGAGCUGGGACAAAAUAA
Molecule: messenger RNA, 2298 nt
Organism: Closterium sp. NIES-65
Lineage: Eukaryota; Viridiplantae; Streptophyta; Zygnematophyceae; Desmidiales; Closteriaceae
Source: the annotation of a GenBank genome assembly